CCGUGCGCGGCCGCUGCGCACUCGGCACUGGGCGGCGCUGGCUGGCUCCCUGGCUGCGGCUCCUCAGUCGGCGGCGGCUGCUGCUGCCUGUGGCCCGGGCGGCUGGGAGAAGCGGAGUGUUGGUGAGUGACGCGGCGGAGGUGUAGUUUGACGCGGUGUGUUACGUGGGGGAGAGAAUAAAACUCCAGCGAGAUCCGGGCCGUGAACGAAAGCAGUGACGGAGGAGCUUGUACCACCGGUAACUAAAUGACCAUGGAAUCUGGAGCCGAGAACCAGCAGAGUGGAGAUGCAGCUGUAACAGAAGCUGAAAACCAACAAAUGACAGUUCAAGCCCAGCCACAGAUUGCCACAUUAGCCCAGGUAUCUAUGCCAGCAGCUCAUGCAACAUCAUCUGCUCCAACUGUAACUCUAGUACAGCUGCCCAAUGGGCAGACAGUUCAAGUCCAUGGAGUCAUUCAGGCGGCCCAGCCAUCAGUUAUUCAGUCUCCACAAGUCCAAACAGUUCAGAUUUCAACUAUUGCAGAAAGUGAAGAUUCACAGGAGUCAGUGGAUAGUGUAACUGAUUCCCAAAAGCGAAGGGAAAUUCUUUCAAGGAGGCCUUCUUACAGGAAAAUUUUGAAUGACUUAUCUUCUGAUGCACCAGGAGUGCCAAGGAUUGAAGAAGAGAAGUCUGAAGAGGAGACCUCAGCACCUGCCAUCACCACUGUAACGGUGCCAACUCCAAUUUACCAAACUAGCAGUGGACAGUAUAUUGCCAUUACCCAGGGAGGAGCAAUACAACUGGCUAACAAUGGUACCGAUGGGGUACAGGGCCUGCAAACAUUAACCAUGACCAAUGCAGCCGCCACUCAGCCGGGUACUACCAUUCUACAGUAUGCACAGACCACUGAUGGACAGCAGAUCUUAGUGCCCAGCAACCAAGUUGUUGUUCAAGCUGCCUCUGGAGAUGUACAAACAUACCAGAUUCGCACAGCACCCACUAGCACUAUUGCCCCUGGAGUUGUUAUGGCAUCCUCCCCAGCACUUCCUACACAGCCUGCUGAAGAAGCAGCACGAAAGAGAGAGGUUCGUCUAAUGAAGAACAGGGAAGCAGCUCGAGAGUGUCGUAGAAAGAAGAAAGAAUAUGUGAAAUGUUUAGAAAACAGAGUGGCAGUGCUUGAAAAUCAAAACAAGACAUUGAUUGAGGAGCUAAAAGCACUUAAGGACCUUUACUGCCACAAAUCAGAUUAAUUUGGGAUUUAAAUUUUCACCUGUUAAGGUGGAAAAUGGACUGGCUUGGCCACAACCUGAAAGACAAAAUAAACAUUUUAUUUUCUAAACAUUUCUUUUUUUCUAUGCGCAAAACUGCCUGAAAGCAACUACAGAAUUUCAUUCAUUUGUGCUUUUGCAUUAAACUGUGAAUGUUCCAACACCUGCCUCCACUUCUCCCCUCAAGAAAUUUUCAACGCCAGGAAUCAUGAAGAGACUUCUGCUUUUCAACCCCCACCCUCCUCAAGAAGUAAUAAUUUGUUUACUUGUAAAUUGAUGGGAGAAAUGAGGAAAAGAGAAUAUUUUUUAAAAUAAUUUCAAGGUUUGUGCUGAGCUCCUUGAUUGCCUUAGGGACAGAAUUACCCCAGCCUCUUGAGCUGAAGUAAUGUGUGGGCCGCAUGCAUAAAGUAAGUAAGGUGCAAUGAAGAAGUGUUGAUUGCCAAAUUGAUAUGUUUUCACAUUCUCAUUGUGAAUUAUGUAAAACUGUUAAGAGACAUAUCCUCUAAAAAGAACUUUAGUAUGGUAUUGAAGGAAUUAGAAAUGAAUUUGGAGUGCUUUCUAUGUAUGUUCUCUUCUUCAAUACUGAAAAUUUGUCCUUGGUUCUUAAAAGCAUUCUGUACUAAUACAGCUUUUCCAUAGGGCAGUUGUUGCUUCUUAAUUCAGUUCUGUAUGUGUUCAACAUUUUUGAAUACAUUAAAAGAAGUAACCAGCUGAAUGAAAAAGCAUGGUAUUUGAAUUUUAAAUCAAAGUAAAUAAAAGUACAAAGCAUAUUUUAGUUAGUACUAAAUUCUUAGUAAAAUGCUGAUCAGUAAACCAAUCCCUUGAGUUAUAUAACAAGAUUUUUAAAUAAAUGUUAUUGUCCUCACCUUCAAAAAUAUUUAUAUUGUCACUCAUUUACAUAAAAAGAUAUUUCUAAUUUACUGUUGCCCAUUGCACUUACAUUAUACCACCACCAAGAAAGCCUUCAAGAUGUCAAAUAAAGCAGUGAUAUAUAUUUGUUUAUGAAAUGUUACAUGUUGUCAAAAAAUACUGAUUUUAAAUCUUUUCCAUAUUAACAAUUUAACAGAGAAUCUCUACUGAAUUUUUUAAAUGAAAGAAGUUGUAAGGAUAUAAAAAGUACAGUGUUAGAUGUGCACAAGGAAAGUUAUUUUCAGACAUAUUUGAAUGACUGCUGUACUGCAAUAUUUGGAUUGUCAUUCUUACAAAACAUUUUUUGUUCUCUUGUAAAAAGAGUAGUUAUUAGUUCUGCUUUAGCUUUCCAAUAUGCUGUAUAGCCUUUGUCAUUUUAUAAUUUUAAUUCCUGAUUAAAAGUCUGUAUUUGUGUAUAUCAUACAUUGUUUUCAAUACCACUUUUAAUUAUUACUCAUUUUAUUCACUAAGCUCGAUAAAUCUAACAGUUACUC
Molecule: messenger RNA, 2651 nt
Organism: Rhinopithecus roxellana (golden snub-nosed monkey)
Lineage: Eukaryota; Metazoa; Chordata; Mammalia; Primates; Cercopithecidae
Gene: CREB1
Product: cAMP responsive element binding protein 1
Exons: 8
Coding region: 247-1230 (327 amino acids)
Biological process (GO): regulation of transcription by RNA polymerase II
Cellular component (GO): ATF4-CREB1 transcription factor complex; nucleus
Molecular function (GO): cAMP response element binding; protein binding; DNA-binding transcription factor activity, RNA polymerase II-specific
Source: RefSeq, a predicted model, not a curated record